Symbiodinium sp. CCMP2592 is the source of this 4788-nucleotide messenger RNA. The record is from the annotation of a GenBank genome assembly. NCBI's taxonomy places the organism in Eukaryota, Dinophyceae, Suessiales, Symbiodiniaceae.
AUGUGGACGAGCCCGCGCGAUCGGUUCCUGCAGGCGGAGAUCGACUCUGUGGAUGGUCUCCUCAAUGGCUUGCUGUCCUCGGACGGGCCAGCUCUGUCCCGAGGUCUGACACAGCAACUCGGUUCCAGACCGCGACAAGGUGCAGGUUCUCCUGCAAGAUUCUUGCGAGACCGUGACGUUUCAUCGGGAGCAAGGUUGCAGGGCAGGGCGCAAACAGCUCGGCCAGCGGAGGCGUUGCAAGCGGGAUCAGAGAAAAGAUGGGCCUCGGACUUGCACAACGGCAGCCAAAGCAGCUAUUUGCCGGUGUCCGCGCAAAACACCCAAGCCCAGCACACGCCCGUCGCUGUGCACCCCACGAUCCCGCUCCCAGAGAGUUACAGUGCCACAGAGUCGCCAUCUCCUGCUCUGCGUGCUUACGGGCAGCCUGCAUCCUGGCGGUCUUCGCCACCGUUUCCUGGUGCACGGUCGCUUGCCGAAGAGGCUCUGCGAGCUGAGUGUGCUGCUUUGGAGGCAUCCUUUGAUGAUGCGCGCCAGGAGGUGGAGCACCAGACCCGGCGUCGGGUUGCUGCGGAGCGCGCAGCAGCCACGCUUCGGAAAGAGCUUGGUCACCUGAAGGCAUCCCUUGUUGCGAUGGAGGCUGAACGGGAAGGUUGGCAGCUUCGGGAGGACCGGUGCCGCCGACUUUGCGAUGAGUCGAUCGCAGCAGCAGAGGAGCGAGCCGAACACCAUGCUGCCGAGGCCUCGCAGGCCCAAGUGGAGCUGCGAUGCUGCCGUGAGGAGUUGGGAGAUCUCCAACGCGAGGUGAAGAAGCUGCCUGAGUCCUCUCACAGCCCCCGCGCUCGUUUCAAAGCCGCCACGGGCAACGACAUCGAGGCAGAGGUCCUGGCCUUGUGUCAGCGAUUGGAGGAGGAAGGAGCCUUCCCUUUCCUCCGCGCAGAAGCUGUUCCUGGUCCGAUCAGUGACCCGCUUGAUGGAAGGAGUUGUUGGUCUACAACGAGCGCUGGCUUGAGUGACAGAAAUGUGUGCAGCUCGAUUUCCCGAUUCACAGCUCUCGCGGAACUUCAACCAAGCUUGCUCCAGCACCAUGGCCCCAUGCUGAGAGGAAACCAGGUCAUCUUUCAGGCCUUGUAUGAUAAACCUGUGACGCCCGCCAUGCUUCGACAAGCGCCGGCUCCGGUUUUCGGUGCGGCACCCUUGGCGCAGCAUGUGGCGAGUGCGCCAGGGUCUCAGCUGCCCCUCCCUGUGCCGCAGAUCCGCACGAUGCCGCUGGCAGUGGGCAGCGUGCCACUGGUGGCCGCGAAGGCGACCCCUGUGCAAAGCCUGCCGCAAGCAGCUUUGCCGGCAAGCACAGGGAUGCAGCGGUGCUACAGCACAGGGAGUCUGCAGCAAUCCACUUAUUCGCAGACGCCACAGGUCACCCCGUGCACCACUCCGCCAGCUGUCCGAUUCUUCUCAGGAGUGAUUCCGAACGGGGAGGCGGCGCCAAGCACUACGUUGCGGUCGGCGCUUCCUCAGCCAUCGGGGUAUCCGCAGCAAGCCGGUGCGCUCGUGAUGGUCAAGCAUCACUCCACGGCUUCGCUCAGAAGUCACCACUGCGUGGAGAGAGGCAGCGUGAUCCAGGCGCCAACCCCAACAUCCAAAGACACAAGCCCAAAGCGAGCAUCGCCACGAGGACAAAGUCAGUAUGCCUCGAGGUACAGCCUUGCCAAGUCAGAAGAAGAGACAUGCAUGUCUCCUCAAUCUGUCCGUUCCGUGCACUCACAACGCUCACAGCGAUCGCGAAGCUUCAGCCCAAAGCACGCAGAAGCAGGCAGUGCUAGUGCCAGAAGUGCCAGGGCAAGGAGCCGCCAAAACACGGCAGAGGCAAUGAGUGGCCGCCCGGGUGAGGAGGAUGAGGAAGGGGAAGCCCCAUGGGAGGUGCCCUACGCAGCACGCACCGGCAGCCAGUCACCGCGUGCAUCCACGCCGAAUCCUUGCGUCGUUCGAACCGAUUCGCAGAGGCGGCGAUACCAGAACCUCUACGAGGAUCAUGAGAUGCGGAAAAUGAAGUGGCAAGCGAAGAUGGAUGAGAAGAAGCGGAAAGAGGAGGAGGAGCUGCAGAAGAGCAUUGCCAAUACUUGCAGCCCGAGGCAUUUCAAUCAUGAGGAGUUUCAAAACUGGUACGCAGACAGAAUGACCCAGCAGCAGAGCUUCGAAGCAACGCGCCAGGAGAAGAAGCGCUCUGAGGCUCGGCUGCGCGCCUUCCAGGAGCUGUCCGAGUGUACCUUUACGCCUAUGGCGCCUUCCAAGGUAAGCCGUGGGCCCAAGCAGCGAUCAGGCAGCGUUCCCAUGGAGUCCCGGCCUGUGGUUCACGAAGGUGACCAGCAGGCGACAGCAGACGAGUUGGUUGCUGCACAGGUCACUCAGAUCGAAGCGUUUCGCCACCUGGAGAAGAAGGAGAGGGAGAUGCGCGAAGCUACUCAGCGUGUCUUCAGAGACUUCCUGGAGAGAUCCCUUGAGGAGGGUCGUCGAAAGCUGAAGCUCUUCGAGCAAACUCCCGAAGGUCGCGAGUACCUUGCCAGCCGAGCGAAAAGCUACGUGGAGUUGAACCGAAGCAUGAGCCACUCUGCUGCUUUGACAGAGGCCAGGGGAGAUCUCCAACGCGCCAGCGAGGCAAAGCUUCACUCGCACGCUGCGCAGCUGAGACAGCAACGCGCGCAGAAGGAUGCGCAGCAGCUUCAGCUAGCGAGAUUGAAGAUUGCUUGGGAGCUCAUCCAGCUGCAGCGGCGGUACACCCGGCUGGAGAAAACACUUCCGAGAUCUAUGCUACUGGGCUUUGAUGCAAUGCUUGUGGAGCGACUUACCCGGGAGUCUUGGUAUGUUGAAGCGCGGAGCUUUGCCAGCGCCCUCUCCAAAGAGCCAGGCAGUGCAGCUAUGCAGCUGGCGCAUCAAUGCUGCUGCGGCUGCAGCUUGAGCUUUGGGGCCUACUUCCUCCUGAGCUUGAACCUGCUCCGGUGCUUACUAUUCAUCAGCAUGGCCUGCGACGCGGUCCUACACCAAGAACAGGACUUGUAUAUACAGAUUGAGGGUAGCCUUGGCGAGAAGGCCUCCCUUUGCAUCCGUGGCUUCAAAGCCUGUGAUGCGUACAUCACAACGUUCCAGGUCGCCCUCGCAGCUUUCAGCAUCGCCGGUGCCACCUUCACAGUCUUCGCGCCAGCUUCACAGCAAGGUGAAUCGUUUGAGCUGGGUCUGGCGCAUAGCCUGUGGGAACGCCGAGGCUCUGGGGUGUCUACUUUCGCACGGUACAAGCGGUACAGCUCGCAUGGUGCCCCUGCCGGCUUUUUGCAUCCCUCUGCAUCCGUGCUUCCGCGUGUCUGGAGUCACUUCCAACAGCUUCUUCAGGGUCUUGUGGGGCCUUCUGGGCUCAAGCUCCUUGGUCCUGUCAUCAUGUCGGCUGCCCCACAGCAAGCAGAGCCACCCGCAAAGCGGGCAAGGACAGAUGGCGUCGUGGUUCCAUCUGGCAUCUGCGCGCUCCACCAUAUUGAUGACUGGUAUGAGCAGAACAAGGCGCAGUUUUCUCCCCCUGUUUGCAACAAGUUGAUGCACCGGGGCCAGUUGAGCAUCAUGUUCGUUGGUGGUCCUAACACCCGCAAGGACUUUCACUUGGAGGAAGGGAGUGAGUUCUUCUUCCAGCUUCGCGGCAACAUCGAGCUGCCAACUGUGCAGAAAGGCAAGAGGAAGCUGGUCAAGAUCAAUCAGGGUCAGGUCUUCUGCCUGCCGUCCCGUAUUCCUCACUCACCGCAAAGACCCGAGGCUGGUUCCUUCGGCCUGGUCGUGGAAAGGCGACGAGAAGACAAGGAGAUGGAUGGUCUGAUCUACUACGAGGACUUCAGUACCUGUGAAAAGGUGCGUUGGGAAAAGUUCUUCCGGUGCAACGAUCUGGGGAAGGACUUGCCACCCGUGAUCGAGGCCUACAAGGCUUUCGAAGCUUCGCCGGCUGCGAAGCAGCCUCAAAGCUGGAAGGAGGAAGAUCGACCUGUUUGCCAAGACAGGAGCACGGAGAUCCCGGAGCCCUUCUCUUUCCAGGACUUCCUGACCGCCAAUGCCGAGAAGCUUGCAGCAGGCGAGUCCGUGAGCCUCUUCGGUUUCGACCAUCCGGACCAGGAGUUCGAAGUUUCCGUGAUCGGAGGCCGGUCAGAACAAACCGGCCAGAAGUCUGAGUACGAGACUUGGCUCUACCAAGUGCGUGGUGCUGCACACAUUGCAGUCAACACGGGCACUCUCGCCCUAAACGAAGGAUGUUGCUGCAUCGUCCAAGCUGGUCAGCCUUUCGACGUCGCAAGGGCUGAAGGUUCCAUCGGCCUCGUGCUUCGACAGAACAGCCGUGGUAACAAGCCUACAAACGGCAAUGGACGACUCCGACAGGUUGUGGGAAAGCCGCAGACCACGAAAUCGGGGGCUGGCUGCAAUGACAUCCCCGCAAGCCUUGCAAGCAACGCCGCCCAUCCAUUCGCCUGCGGAGUCGAGCGGGUCGUCUGGCUGGCCUUUCUGGUGAUGGCCAUUCUUAUAGAAGGCUACUUCCUCUUCAUUCUUCAGAGCUAUUGUCAGGACGUGGUCGUACAUCUGCCCACCAAGGCGUUUGGUGACCUGUACGAGAAAUCAGAGGCUCACAUCCUGAAGAAGCACUUGAACCCCUACAGCCAUCUCUACGGUGCCUUGCCAGGCCACGGCGAGCUGGCAGGUGAAGCUGUCAUGGCAGCAGUGAGCCCAGUUGCUGAAGACGAAGAGCCAAGGGAGCUGAGAGGAUGA